AUGAGUGAUAUUACGCCCCCGGAAGCGGAUACUAGGUCCCAGUCGGAUAUCACGAGCGAAUGUUCCAGCAAACUUGGUGUCGAUGAUGCAGUCCCUAACGACACACUAGGUGUCAAUGAACACCCCACUCAAGCACCCAUCGCCGUUGUUGGGAUAGCCUGUCGCCUUCCUGGACACUGCAAUUCGCCUCAUGCCCUAUGGAAAUUUCUCGAGAAGGGCGGCAUCGCUGAGAACACCCCGCCGGAGUCAAGAUUCAAUCUCUCGGGGCACUUCGAUGAGCACAGGAGACCAAGGACAAUGAAUUCGCCAGGCGGCAUGUUCAUGGAGGACGUCAACCCUGAAUUCUUCGAUGGCCAGUUUUUCAACAUCAGCAAGACCGACUGCAUUGCAAUGGAUCCUCAGCAGAGGCAACUGCUCGAAGUUACCUACGAAUGCCUUGAGAACAGUGGUGUUUCUCUCGAGAUGGUGAGCGGUAAAAGUAUUGGCUGCCUCGUCGGGGCCAAUGCUGUAGAUUAUGAGGCUAUUCAGGCUCGGGAUCCUGAAGACCGACCAGACUCGGCCACGAUUGGAGUUGCUAGAGCUAUCCUUAACGAAAUCAUGACGAUCGACACUGCGUGUUCUGGAAGCCUGGUAUCCGUUGAUGUCGCUUGCCGUUAUUUGAGCGCCAACCAGGCAGACGGGAUGAUCGUCGCUGGGGCUAACAUGUGGAUCAAUCCCGAGCAUAACGAAGAAAUUGGCAUGAUGCGUGCUACUCAGUCGGCCUCGGGGAAAUGUCACACUUUCGAUGCCAAGGCAGACGGAUAUGUCAAGGCCGAAGCCAUCAAUGCCGUCUUCCUGAAGCGACUGGAUGAUGCUGUUCGUGAUGGCGAUCCGAUCCGUGCUAUCAUCCGAGGAACCUCCACAAACAGCGCAGGUCGAACUCCAGGUCUUGCUAGCCCCAGUUCCGAGGCCCAAGCAGCUGCUAUACGCGCAGCAUAUGCUAAUGCUGGGAUUUCCAAGUUCAGCGACACAGGAUAUCUCGAAUGCCACGGAACCGGCACCCUUGCUGGAGAUCCGGUCGAGGUAACUGGCGCUUCGGCUGUCUUUGCCGCACAACGAACCGAAGACCUCAUAGUUGGCUCAAUCAAGAGCAACAUUGGCCAUUCUGAGGCGGCUGCAGGUAUCUCGGCCUUGAUCAAAGCCAUAUUAGCCGUGGAGCGCGGAUUGAUCCCUGGCAAUCCCACGUUUGUCGACCCCAACCCCAAUAUCGACUUCAAAGGCCUUCAAAUCAAAGCCACGAAGGAUCUGGUUCAAUGGCCCUUGUCUGCAAAGCGUCGCGCCAGCGUGAACUCAUUUGGCUUCGGCGGCGCCAAUGCCCAUGUCGUCCUGGACGCUGCCAACCACUCGCCCCAUGUAUCAUCCUACAUUCAAAAUGUUGGAGAUGACUUUUUUGACUUGGGAGACGACGAAGAUAUUUCUGAUGUGAGACCACACCUUUUCGUCUUCUCAGCCAACGACGAGAAGUCCCUCAAAGACAGCGUAAAGAGUCUCGCGGGGCAUUUGCUGAACCCUGGCGUGUCUGUGAACCUCAACGACUUAGCGUACACGCUCUCCGAGAGACGCAGCCGUCACUACUGCCGAGCGUUCGGUAUUUCAAAGACUGCUAGUAUCUCCCAGGAGUCUUUGGUCUUCGGGAAGAAGAUGGCUUCCCCCAGACCGGCCUUCGUCUUUACCGGUCAGGGGGCACAAUGGUCCGAGAUGGGUCGUGAUCUAGUCAAAUUAUUCCCUACCGCCAGACGCGUUCUGCAACACCUUGACACGACGCUCCAGAAACUGCCGUUACCUCCAACAUGGUCAAUUAUUGAGGAGUUGACUGAACCUCGCGCACCAGAAAUUCUGCGCCAACCGGAACUCUCUCAGCCACUCGUUACUGCACUCCAAUUAGCCAUCGUUCAGAUCUUCAAGGAGUGGAAUAUCACCCCAAUAAGCGUCGUGGGCCAUUCGUCCGGCGAGAUAGCCGCCGCAGCCGCCGCAGGGCUCAUCACUUUCGAAGAUGCCAUCACGGUAGCCUUUUACCGUGGCCAAGCUGCAAAGGAUUCCACUUUGCAGGCCCCGUUGGGGAUGCUGGCUGUCGGCAUAGGCGCCGAUGAAGUCGCGCCGUACCUCGAUGAUGCCGCUAAGGGAGCUCAAAUCGCAUGUUAUAACAGCCCGAACAGCUUGACACUUUCCGGUCCAGUUUCGGCUCUGAAGGGAAUUGAAGAGCGUCUCAAAGAAGCCGGCCACUUUGCGAGGCUACUGCAGGUUGACCUUGCGUAUCACUCUGAAUACAUGACUAACAUCGGUGAGACCUACGAGAGCAUUCUGCUAGGAAGGCAACUUCCAACUGCCACUCAACAGAAGCCGGAAACAGCUGUCAAGAUGUUCUCUUCAGUCACCGGUCAGCUCUUGGACACCCUCCCUAACGCCGCCUACUGGAAGAGAAACAUGGUACAGCCGGUGAGGUUCUCCCAGGCCGCCUCUUCUCUUCUCCAGGAUCAGGACGCUGCGAACUUCAUGAUCGAGAUUGGCCCGAGUAAUGCUCUCUCUGGUCCUCUGUCCCAAAUCAAGAAAGGAAUCUCAGGGGAUGCUUCGAGCUUCCAGUAUGUCUCAGCCCUGAAAAGAGGCAACGAUGCCGCGCUUCAUCUAUUCGACGUUGCGGGACGCUUGUUCCUUGCAGGAGGCUCUGUCGACAUAAAGCAGGUCAACCAUGACAACACUACUCCGAGACCAGCUUUCAUCGUGGAUUUGCCAAAUUACUCAUGGAACCACUCCACGAGCUACUGGCAUGAACCACUAGCUAGCAAAGACUGGAGGUUCAAAAAGUUCAUCAACCACGAUCUGCUCGGCUCGAAGAUGCUCGGAAGCCCUUGGCCAUCUCCUAUCUUCCAGAAGACGUUGAAACUGGCAGACAUGCCCUGGCUGGAAGACCACAAACUGGGAAAUCAGGUUGUGUUUCCGGGUGCGGGCUAUGUUGCAAUGGCCCUUGAGGCGGCGUAUCAGACGGCGAUGGUGACAGAAUGGAAAGAAACUGCCCCCACUAAAUACCGGUAUCGUCUGAGAGAUGUCAAGUUUUCUCGCGCAAUGGUGCUUGAGCGGGAUGUAGAAUCACGAUUUACACUCUCGCUCACACCUGUUCCUGGAACGACUCGUUCAUGGUACGAAUUCAGAGUAUCCUCGCAGAGAGACUCGAUCUGGACGGAGCACAGCACCGGCCUGAUUCGCAUCGAAGCCUCUUAUCCAGACGAACCCAGUCCCAGCGCAGCAACGGAGCCGCUUCGCUUCCCAAAGCCGGCCAGCUCCUGGUACAAGGCGAUGGCGGAUGCGGGAUACAACUUCGGCACCGCGUUCCAGAAGCAUCUGGAAGUUGAGUCUACAACGGGGAAGAGAGAGUCCCGGUCACUUGUAUCACUUGAGCCUCCCACAUCUACCUACGGACAGUCUUUCUACCCAAUGCAUCCAGCUUGUAUCGACGGUUGCUUCCAAACUGUCUCUCCGGCUCUUUGGGAAGGUGACAGAACCAGCGUUGGAGCUGUCCUUGUGCCCGCUGUGAUCAAUAGUCUCGUUAUCACCGCUCGGCAGGAGCAGCCUGUGCAGGCAAUCUCAGUCGCCUCCGCAAAGUACCUGGGCAUUGGGCGGACGGAUUCGCCUAGGAAUUAUGGUACGGACUGUUCUGUGUACGAUCCAGCCACCGGGAAUCUUCUGCUUGAGAUGAAAGGUCUGCAGUUCGGCGAACUCGAGACAAGUGAGGAGGAGGUAGCAGGGCACACAUUCACUCACCUGUCGUGGGAUGUCGACAUCUCAGCACUGAUUCAGCAACCAGGCGAGAAACUCUUGGAGUUCCUCAAUGCAGAGAUUCGGGGCACACCAGCUGAAGGAAAGGACGAUGAAGGGGGCGUCGAAUUUCAGCCCAGGGAUGUCGUCGCUCAGCGCAUCCUCGACCUCAUUGCGCACAAGCAGCCAGUGAUCAAUGUUCUGGAGCUGAACCUAGAACCGUCCGAUAACACGAGUCUAUGGCUUCAAGCGACUUCCCAACACAGCAGGGCGAUGAGAGCAGCCAACGCCAGGUACCAUCUCACUUCAACAGACUCCAAUACUCUUGUGAACAUGCAAGAGCAAUUUUCGUCACCCAGUUCAAGUCAGACAUUUGGCUUGAUUGACAGGUCAAAGCCUAUUCUGAUUGCAGACGAUUGUCAGUUUGAGGUUGCCAUCAUUAAGUCCUCGCCGUCUGUCAGCUACAACGAUCUACGGAGCUACAUAGACAGCGUUCUCGCGUCGAUGACGCCUGGCGGAUAUCUUGUUUUCGUCCAGGAUGAAAGCGCCAUCUCAGCUGAUCAGAUUCAAGAUCUUUUUGGUGACAAGACUGCCCAGUUGCAGACGCUCAGACAUGAUGUCUGUCUUGGAAAAGUGGCCUCUCCGAGUGUGGGUGGCUACUUUACAGGUUCAAAGCCAAUAAGCCACGUUAGUCUCACCAACAACACUGGCAGCCAAGUCUCUGAGGACAUUUGCCGCCUUCUGAGAGGCAGGUGGAAUAUACAGAGGUCUGUUGAUCCUGGGAAAGACAUCGCCCCCGGCCAAGCCGUGCUGGUCACAGAUGAAGUCGUCCAGUCCGUUAUGGACUCCCUUGAUGAUUCUCAGUGGCAGCUCUUGCAACACCUCAUUCAAACUGAAUGCAACAUACUGUGGGUUACAACGGGCGCACAGCUCAGUGUCACCGAUCCCACUAAGGCAGCUAUCAACGGCUUUUUCCGCGUCCUGAGAGCCGAAGAACCGCGGCUACGACUGGUCACCUUGGAUGUUGAAGACACCGACGUAGCUUCAGUGGCCGAGCGCGUCAAUGCUUGCCUCGCGCUGCUAGACCAGGGUAUUGAAGCAGAGCGGCUUGACAGCGAGUAUGUGGAGCGUCAGGGAGUGCUGCAAAUCAGUCGAGUGGUUCCGAACGAGGAACUCACGCAGCUCCAAAGCGAUGAGAUCAGUGAUUUCAAGACUGAAACGGUUGAGCUGCAUACCAGUGAGUCUUGCAUCCGGCUCCGGGCUGAGAGGCUUGGCAAUGUGGACGCGAUUCAUUAUGGUGAGUUGUCUGCCGACUCCCUCCCGUUACGAGACGGCCACAUUGAGGUGGAGCUUUACGCAGCAGGCAUGAACUAUAAAGACGUCGUGGUGACCAUGGGAAUUGUGCCCGGAAAUGAGCAUACUCUUGGCGGCGAGGGUAGUGGUAUAGUCACCAGAGUCGCUAGGGACGUAACAUCAUUUGAGCCCGGGCAGCGAGUUGUUGUUUUUGAUAAGGGAACGUUUGCGAACCGGAUCCAGACAACCCCCGGACGAGCGCACAGAAUUCCCGAUUGGAUGUCUUUUGAAGAAGCGUCCACUCUGUCAGCAGUGUAUCUCACGUCUAUCUACUCGCUGUUCGACAUGGCAAACCUCGUCUCGGGGCAACGAGUUCUCGUACACUCCGCGGCCGGCGGUGUCGGAAUCGCAUCUAUUCAGCUGUGUCAGUAUGCUGGUGCCGAGCUGUUUGUCACGGUUGGGACAGAAGAGAAACGAGAGUAUCUCAAGACGACAUUCGGUAUCACGGAUGAUCACAUUUUCUCAUCACGAACAGCAGAGUUCGCGAGACAGAUCUUGGCGGCUACUUCUGGCCGCGGAGUCGAUAUCAUCCUUAACUCCCUUACGGGUGACCUUCUUGAUGAGUCUUGGCGCAUCCUUGCUGAUGGUGGAACUUUGGUUGAGAUCGGAAAGAAAGACAUACUUGAUCGCAACAGUCUUUCCAUGGAGCCGUUCGAUAGGAACAUCUCUUUCAGGGCGGUCGAUAUGUCCCACGAGAGAGCUCCGGAUCAUCUUGUGUCCAGGCUUAUGACCAAAUUAUUCGAGCUCGUGAACGAGGGUCACGUCCGACCAAUCGCUCCGAUCCAUCGAUUCUCUUUCUCAGACGUUCCUUCUGCUAUCCGCUUUUUGAGGGCUGGAAAGCACAUUGGGAAGGUCGUCAUCUCUGACGGGCCAACUGGUGAACCCACGGUUCAGGUCCGGCGAGCUCCGAAGGCGAUCACGUUCCGAAAUGACCGUUGCUACUUGAUCGUCGGCGGCCUGAAGGGACUUUGCGGGUCUCUGGCUGUGUAUCUAGCCAAGAGCGGAACAAAGCACCUUGCUGUCAUUUCUCGGAGUGGGCAUUGCGACGAGAAGUCCCGUGGAGUCAUUGAAGAGAUCAAAGCCCUGGGGAGCGACAUAGAUUGCCUCACAGCAGAUGUAGCGAUCGCAGGCGAUGUGGAACGAGCUUUCCGCUCAACACAGCUCCCUAUUGCCGGCGUCAUCCAGGGAGCUAUGGUUCUUAGAGAUCGGACGUUCUCCUCAAUGACAAUCGACGAGUAUCACGCAGCGUUGGCUUGCAAGAUUCGCGGAACUUGGAAUUUGCACAAUGCCGCUGAAAAAUUAGGCCUGGAGCUUGAUUUCUUCACCAUGCUCUCCAGUAUCUCAGGCGUGGUGGGCCAAAAGGGCCAGGCCAAUUAUGCGGCCGGCAACGCAUUCCUGGACUCCUUCGCUAGCUACCGCCAGCAAAGGGGCCAGCCGGCCGUCUCGGUCGACUUGGGCGUUAUUGAAGACGUUGGCUACAUCCACGAGAAAGACGGUAUGCAGCAGAAGCUCGAUACGAGCAUAUGGACUGGAAUCAACGAGCGACUUCUGCGCAAAAUAGUAUACCUCUCAAUUCUGCAGCAGCAGCAGCAGCAGGCCGGGCUCGUCGGUCCGAGCGCAGCGUCAUCGGCUCAGAUGAUUACGGGCAUACCAGUGCCCCAGCCCGAGAGAUCGCAAUUACUCCCAGAUGCCCGCUUCGCCGCGCUGUUUUCUCGCAGCGGUAACGGCGGCGGAGGGGCGGGCGUCAAGGAUGACUCGGGCUCCAAGGAUGUGCAGGCGUUGCUGAUCCUUCUCCGCUCCGGUGGCGCCGACCUUGCGGCUCAGGUGGCCGCGACGGUGAAUGUUGUCGGCCAGUGCGUCAUGCGGGUCUUGAGGUUGUCGGAGCCGAUGGAGACCAGUCGGCCAUUGUCCGUGUACGGGAUCGAUUCGCUGGCAGCUGUUGAGAUGCGGAACUGGAUUCGGGCGGAGCUCGGCGCGCUGGUGACGACGUUGGACAUCAUAAACGCAACGUCGCUGGAUGCGCUCUGCAAAAAGAUUGUAUUGAAACUGACGGCGACCUCUAUCGCUGAAGCUUAG
Messenger RNA from Colletotrichum godetiae, 7218 nucleotides. Its product is annotated as reducing type I polyketide synthase. NCBI's taxonomy places the organism in Eukaryota, Fungi, Ascomycota, Sordariomycetes, Glomerellales, Glomerellaceae. The coding region runs from base 1 to 7218 and encodes 2405 amino acids. The transcript has 9 exons. Gene Ontology annotation, biological process: secondary metabolite biosynthetic process; fatty acid biosynthetic process. The record is from RefSeq and is a predicted model, not a curated record. Gene Ontology annotation, molecular function: fatty acid synthase activity; oxidoreductase activity; phosphopantetheine binding.